GUUUCCAGCCCACAGACGGUGCACUUCGAGGAAUGAACGCAGCUCCUGUAACACUUCCCUCUGAGCUUCAGUGAGUCUAGGAGUUUGUUGGAUUUAUUAGGUUGUCAUAAAACGACCUAAUCUACGUUCACGACACGUAAAUGAGAAGACAUUUGGACAAAACAGCCCACCUUACAGCGCUGAUGUAAAGUAGUUUGCCGUCAAAGCCUAAAGAGAGCUAUUGUCCCACCAACAUCUGAAGCCAAGAGCCAUUAACAGGUACUUAUGGGGCAGGGGGAGGUUUCAGCCACAGGCUCAGCCAUGGAGGGGGACUGCCUCAGCUGCAUGAAAUACCUCAUGUUCAUCUUCAACUUCUUCAUCUUUCUGGGCGGGUCCUUCCUGCUGGGUGUCGGAGUGUGGGUGCUGGUGGAUCCCAUGGGCUUCAGGGAGAUCGUGGCGGCCAACCCCCUGCUGUUCACGGGGGUCUACGUCAUCCUGGCCAUGGGUAGCAUGCUGUUCCUGCUGGGCUUCCUGGGCUGCUGCGGGGCCAUCCGCGAAAACAAGUGUCUGCUGCUCUUUUUCUUCAUGCUCAUCCUCUUCAUCUUUCUGGCUGAACUGGCAGCUGCCAUCCUGGCUUUCCUCUUCAGAGAGCAUUUAACCAGAGAGUAUUUCACCAGGGAGCUGAAGCGUCACUACCAAGGUCAAAACAACACUGAUGUCUUUACAUCCACAUGGAACGCCAUCAUGACUUCGUUUGAUUGCUGUGGUGUAAGUGGUCCCGAGGACUUUGAGGAGAGCCUCUUCAGACUUCUCAGCCCCACUAAGAUGGUCCCUGAGGCCUGUUGCCAGAGGAACGGUUACCGUGGAGACAUGGAGCAGUGUAUGAGCGGCACUGUGGCCUUUCGACACAACAAGGGCUGUUACUCGGCCAUGGUCGACUAUUUUGAGACCUACAUUUACACAGCAGGAGCUCUGGCCAUCGUGGUGCUGACAAUUGAACUCUUCGCUAUGGUUUUUGCCAUGUGUUUAUUCAGAGGCAUCCAGUAACUGCUCCAGUACCAGCAUCUUCAGCCGUCAGAGAAGCACAAGCAGAAGGAUGCAGAUGGAAAAACAAAACUGUAAAAUAUGAAACGUAUUUGUACAGUGAUAGUUUAUGUGUGUCGUUGGUUUUGUGACAUCAUUUUGUACUUCACUACAGCGGGGCAUUUGAGGCACUGCUCAGAGCACAAUAACAGACACACGGACAGGACGAUAUCCGAGACCGAGACUCCGCACUGUUUUUCUACAAGAAGAAGCAUUCACACAGGUGCUCAGACAUUCUACAGCCUAAACACAGACAGAAAACUAUGGGUUAAAGGCUCAACACAGAGGCCACUUUAAUCCAGCACAACGGAUCAAAUGGACCCAACAGUGUAAAAACCAGGGUUUACUGCAGCAUUUUAUCUUCAGUAUAAAAAUACUGAUAAUGAGGGUUUUCAGUAUCACAAGCACUGCACAAAGCAGUGCAGGUAUUAGCACAUAAAGCUGGGCUAUAUUUUACAGAGAACCUCCAAACAUAAGCAGAUGUUUGGCAGACAUUACAUACACUUUAUUUUUAAGAUAGAAUCUCUUAAAUCUGAAGUGACUUCAGUAGAUUUAGCAGAUCAGUAACAGUUUGGACCAUUCGGUGUGCGCUGCCGAGUCUUUUCACUUGAUUUUCUUUCAGUAUCUUCUAGUUUUACAUUCAUGCAGAAUUCAGUAUUUAGUUAAAUGAAAUGGAACUGUAUUCAGUGUUUAAAUGUGUCAUGAAACACCUGUACAGUCAUGCAUCUUCACACCAACUGACUGAAUAUAUGUGAGAGUGCAUGUGUGUGUAUAUGUAAAUAUGCAGUAGGACUGUGCCAGUGUACAGUAUUUACAGUGUUUUCUCUUUGUGCACAGUGUAAUGUUCAUUUUCAUAGUGGUUAUAAAAUGGUAUUUAAGCUAAAAAGUUUCUGUUUGUGGGAAAACUUGAUUUUAUUUGUAAAUGGCACUGUUCGAUAUUAAACUGAAUCUGUGAUUUUAAUAGUAUAAUGA
Sphaeramia orbicularis (orbiculate cardinalfish) is the source of this 2034-nucleotide messenger RNA. Its product is annotated as tetraspanin-18-like. Bases 265 to 1026 code for a protein of 253 amino acids. NCBI's taxonomy places the organism in Eukaryota, Metazoa, Chordata, Actinopteri, Kurtiformes, Apogonidae. The transcript has 9 exons. The record is from RefSeq and is a predicted model, not a curated record. Gene Ontology annotation, cellular component: plasma membrane.